Molecule: messenger RNA, 2269 nt
Organism: Solenopsis invicta (red fire ant)
Lineage: Eukaryota; Metazoa; Arthropoda; Insecta; Hymenoptera; Formicidae
Exons: 4
Coding region: 1525-2226 (233 amino acids)
Source: RefSeq, a predicted model, not a curated record
AUAUAAUAUUGCACCAUAGCUAUCACUGAUCCCGCUAAUGUGGAAAAUUGCAAGAAAGUUGUUUCUAGAUGUGUAGAUAAAGAGGCUCAACGCCCAAGAUCCAACAGACAGAAAGCAAUAAAUAUAGUAGCAUGUGUUUUAAGAAGUGGUGUGGUUGAGACUACAGUGUUAGCCCGUGAACAACGAGACACAUAAAGAUUUAUUGGAAAUAUUUUUCUUGUAACUCUCUUGUUCUUGUGAUUAUUAACGUUGUGUUGGGUUAAUAACAAUGUGUUGGGUUAACAAUAAAAUAUUGUGCAUACGAUAAUCACAUUUUUUAGAACAUUUUCAUAAAAUCCUACUUUUCACGUAUUAAUUGCUAACAGAUAACAGUAUACUCGUACUUAUAACUCGUUAUUGUUAGAGAAGGUUGUUGUAGAAGCGUAGGUUGCGGAAGAGAAUCGCUCCAUAACACAAACUUAAAACAUGACUGUAUUUAUUGGUAUAAAUAAUAUUCUGAAGAAGAGAAAAGAGAAUACAGUUUUUAAAAAGCGGUUGUGACAAGCAAUUGAAAUUCGUGGCGUCGACACGUAUGUACGGGUAUAAACAAAAGUGUGACGUUUGGGUGCAAGAGCCCGACGAUGUGAGCCGCUUAAGGUCUGUCUACAAUGGAGAGUUUUAGGCGGUAACAGUAGGUUGUAAGUGACAUUAUUCCGGCUUUUAAGGUCGUAGCAGUAGUCGUAAGCAAAAUGAAUCAUUUCGAUACUGCUUAUAGCCUAUGGCAAGCGUCUUGCGUUGCGUUGCGUUACUUUUGUUUGGCAUUAUUGUGCGCGUUUAUUUAAUCAUUUUUUAAUUGAGUUGUCUUUUAAUAAAUAGUGCAAUGUCUGAAGAACAAUUUGAAGAAAAUAUCAUUGACGAGAUAGAGAACGACGAUGAUGAUGAAUAAGAUACAUUACUAAAGCAGGAAUUGAUCGCUUUUGUCAAGGCAAAUCCCGCUUUAUAUACAAAAAACUGGAAAGAAUAUGAUGGAAAAGAUUUUUGUAAAGAUUUAGCUUGAGAGAAUAUUGGUUUUAACUUGUCGAAACAAAUGUCAGAUGUAUAUAAUUAACUUGUCAAAACAAAUGUGGGAUGUAUAUAAUUAAAUCAAUCAAUAUGUUUAUCUAUCACGGUAAAGUUAAGUUAAAUUAUUACUACAAGUUUUUACUUCUGUUAUCAAUAGGGAAAUAUACCGCCAAAAUGUGAUACAGUAUUCGCCAGCGAUUUGGUAAGGAAAGACAAAAAGUUGUAGCAUCUCUGAAAGGAAGAUCUGUGCAAGAAACAAAGCCUUUAUACGUACCAAAAUGGCAAUUUUACAAUCUUUGUUUAUUCUUAGUAAAUCACAUCACGCCUCAAAAGACUACUAGUAAUUACAACUCAAACAAAAAACUCAAUGAAAAAGACCAAUGAAGAAAGUUCCUCUUCUCCAAUAUUUAUUUUACCUUGUCAUUACCAUCACCUUCAUUAACAGCAAGAUCAACACUGUCUCCACAAACAAUAUCUCCUCAAAUGUUGUCUGCACAAGUACUAUCUCCACGAGCACUGUCUCCACAAGUAACCUCUCCACGAUUACUAUCUUCACAAAUAGUGUUUCUACAAGGACUGUCUCCACGAGCAACGUCUCCUCAAAUACUAUCUGUACAAGCACCAUAUUCACAAACACCAUCUCCACAAGUACCAUCUUCACAAGCAUCAUCUCCACAAGCAUCAGUGCUUUUGUCUCCAUCUAGUAUAUGGUCUACGAAUGAUUUAGAAUCAGUAAUUAGCGAUAACAAUGCAUCAGCAUACUCGACUGAGGAAAAUAAAGAAAAUGAAGCUUUACAUGCGUCCACACCUUCAUCCAGUAGCCUUAUUGUGAAAGAAUGUUCUGCAUCAGCAUCCAAGGACGUGUUAAAAACGAUGCUAAGGAUAUCCUCAUCAACGAAAAGGAUUAUUCACGAGCCUGAUAACUUUGCUAAACGCAAAAAGAAAAACGAUGAUCUUAUGCAAGCUAUCAACAAGCAGUCAACAGCUCUGAUUUCUUUCACUACGAAAUUUGGAAACUUUUUGAUGACAUCAAACGAAUGUUCUAUUCCUUCCUCAGCUUCAUCUGUUAAUGAUCCAGUCUUGGCUGCCAUUGGAUAUGCUCUUAAUUCUGUACCCGAAGAAAAACGUCUUGAAUGCAUGAUGGAAGUACUUCAACUUAUAAAAUCAAAAUACAUUCAGAAAUAAUUUUCAAGUUUAUUACAUCUAAGUUAGCAAUAAUAUACAUAUA